GAUUUAUGUGUAUAUUAUAUUUUUUGUUAUUUCGCUUACAGAUCUGACACGAUCUACCACAUUUAGAAGAAUUUCGCCAGUUAUGGAUGUUCGUCUUUCAUAGGAAGUUUACGCGCGCGUUAGUAACGAAACAACAAUCGACAUGGUGAUGAUGGCUGAGACAAGUAUGUGAAAAAACUCCUUGCAUCUCUUUGUGGUUCAUCACUGACACAUCACAUAAUCUGCAUGUUCAACGCAGCGAUGGUCAAGGAGAAACCUAAUUCCAUAAGAACAUAUGAUGAAGAUGGUUUUAGACGACGCGGCGCCUGUGUUUGCUUUAAGGACGAAAGCGAGGAAGAGGUGUUAUUGGUAACCAGUAAGAAGAGUCCAGACCUUUGGGUGGUCCCUGGGGGUGGCAUAGAGCCAACAGAAGACCCCAGGGUAGCAGCAGAGAGGGAGUGUUUUGAGGAGGCAGGAGUGAAGGGGGCUGUGAAGAGGAAACUAGGUGUUUUUGAGAAUAAAGACAGAAAACACAGAACGUAUGUGUUUGUACUUCAUGUUGAAGAGAUGGUAGACCACUGGGAGGAGAAGACAUCAUUAGGUCGACAACGAAAGUGGUUCUCUUUGGAGGAGGCCAAAGCGAAGCUCUCUGCACACAAGCCUGUGCAGUGUGAAUACCUAAGUGUGAUUCCCAAUGGACGGCUGUCUUGACAACUUGUGACAUUAAAACUUUUUUUGAAACACCCUCUGUACUUUGUGUUGUAACAUAGUGUGUAGAUAAUUCAGUAUUGUACGGAAAGUUUUGUGUAUGUGUUUCGUGCACAGUUGACAUACGACUUCAUGUUAUAUCAUGUCGCUUCCUCAUACUUACAUCAUCGUACUCAUUUUAUUGCAUCGAUUCUCAUCACAUUAAUUUAAAUGGUGGUGAUGUCACUAUUUUGGACAGUUAUUUUUUGCCUGUGGGUAGAAGGUUUCAUGCAGGACAAUUCUGAGUCACAUUAUUAUUGCUACAAGGCAAAAUGCAUUACAUGCCAACUAGAUUACAUACUGCAUAAAUUCAUCAAAUUAUUCUUAUAAAUACGUCGGCAACAUUGAGAUCAGUAUUCACUUGUAUAAAUUAUUAAGAUUUUUUUUUUCACUCUCUGUACCUUGUUCUAAUUCAAGUUAGUGUAGUUAAUAUAUGACUACGCCUAUUAUAACUUGCAACCAAGUGGCAAGGAAAAAAAAAAACAAAUUUUAUAUUAAAAUGUAGUUAUUUGUAAAAAAAAAAUUAAGAGUAUACUAAAUGUGCAGGUGACAGAGUCAACGGUCUGCUUAAAAACUGGACAGUGUAAAUUUAAUUAUAGCAAAAUGUCAGAAACUAGCUUCAAGGUGAAGAUGGGCAAAUGGGGAAUGGUCAGGUUUACCUAUGGUGAGAGUCUACUUGAAUUACAUUGCCCUGACUGGUGGGAAAUAUCGAAUCAAAGAAAGAGAAGAUACUGUUGUUUUACUGCUCUUUUACAGAAGCCACUUGCAAAUGGUCAUUGUUUUAUUUCGUGUGCAGUUCAGGAUGAUUUUUCCAGUGAUUAGUUUAUGAUUUUUCUUGAUUUAAUUUACUGUUGAAUCUCUUCAGUUGUUAUCCAGGUGUUACUUUUUUGUUUUUUGCUUCCCCCCACCCCCCUUACUGAACCUUCCGUUUUUGCAUCGUUUUAGAUUGAACCUUUCCAAGCUUUUUAAUUCUAUGAGACAACAGUUCAGCUUGUUUUUUUCUUUUCUCCAAUCAUUUUAGUUACCUUUCUAUGUGAACUGCUACACUGAAUGUAAGAAAGGAAGAGAGGUGGUUACAAUUAUGGUCCCUCUCCCAGUAUUAUUUCUUCAUUUUUGCUGUAUUUCAGCCCACUAGCAGUAUGUAUAUUUAUUCUUUUGAAGUAAUUACACCUCAAGCAUUAUUCCAAUGGAAGAAUAUUGAGUUGAAUUUCUUUUGCUGACUUUUGACAUGAAUAAAUUUUUACUUGAU
Lingula anatina is the source of this 1975-nucleotide messenger RNA. Its product is annotated as diphosphoinositol polyphosphate phosphohydrolase 1. Gene Ontology annotation, molecular function: diphosphoinositol-polyphosphate diphosphatase activity; bis(5'-adenosyl)-hexaphosphatase activity; bis(5'-adenosyl)-pentaphosphatase activity. The record is from RefSeq and is a predicted model, not a curated record. Gene Ontology annotation, biological process: diadenosine hexaphosphate catabolic process; adenosine 5'-(hexahydrogen pentaphosphate) catabolic process; diphosphoinositol polyphosphate metabolic process. Gene Ontology annotation, cellular component: cytoplasm; nucleus. Lineage: Eukaryota; Metazoa; Brachiopoda; Lingulata; Lingulida; Lingulidae.